Molecule: messenger RNA, 1631 nt
Organism: Pezoporus flaviventris
Lineage: Eukaryota; Metazoa; Chordata; Aves; Psittaciformes; Psittacidae
Gene: FLVCR2
Product: FLVCR choline and putative heme transporter 2
Exons: 12
Coding region: 13-1500 (495 amino acids)
Biological process (GO): transmembrane transport; heme export
Cellular component (GO): membrane
Molecular function (GO): heme transmembrane transporter activity; heme binding
Source: RefSeq, a predicted model, not a curated record
UGUGCUGCCGGCAUGGUGAAGCAGGAGCCUGCUGGGGCGUCGGCGCUGGCGGCGGGGGGGCAGGCCGCUGCUGCCACUGCCGCCACUGCCGGGGUGAGGCUGUCCCGGCGUCGCUGGAUCGUGUUGCUGCUGUUCAGCAGCUACUCCCUGUGCAACGCUUUCCAGUGGAUCCAGUACGGCAGCAUCAACAACAUCUUUGCGCGCUUCUAUGGAGUGAGUGCCUUCGCCAUCGACUGGCUGUCCAUGAGCUACAUGCUCACCUACAUCCCCCUGCUCUUCCCUGUCGCCUGGCUGCUGGACAAGAGGGGCCUGCGCCUCAUCGCCCUGGCAGGCUCGGCCCUCAAUGCCCUGGGUGCCUGGGUGAAGCUGGGCAGCCUGAAGCCUCACCUCUUCCCCAUCACCGUCCUGGGGCAGGUCAUCUGCUCCCUGUCCCAGGUCUUCAUCCUGGGCAUGCCCUCGCGCAUCGCCUCCGUCUGGUUUGGCUCCCGCGAGGUCUCCACUGCCUGCUCCAUUGCUGUCUUUGGGAACCAGCUUGGCAUCGCUGUGGGCUUUCUGGUCCCUCCAGUUCUGGUUCCCAAUGUGGAUGAUGCAGAGAAGCUGGCCUACCACAUCAGCAUCAUGUUCUUCAUGACUGCAGGUGUAGCAACAGCCCUAUUCAUCUUGGUCGUCAUAGUCUUCAAGGAGAAGCCUCUGCACCCUCCAAGCCAAGCUCAGGCCUUGGUCCAGUCAAGACUGACAGAGGAGUAUUCCUACAUGCAAUCAAUCCUCCGUCUGUUCCGCAAUGCCAACUUCGUGCUACUUAUGGUCACCUACGGUCUGAAUACAGGUUGCUUCUACGCCCUGUCCACUCUGCUGAACCGCAUGGUGAUCCUUCACUACCCAAGGGAGGAGGUGAAUGCUGGCAGGAUUGGACUCACCAUUAUACUGUCGGGUAUGGCUGGGGCUCUGAUCUCUGGCAUCUGGUUGGACAGAACCAAAACCUACAAACAGACAACACUUGUCGUCUAUAUCAUGUCUCUUGUGGGAAUGAUAGCCUACACCUUCACUCUGAGCUUAGGCCACCUCUGGGUGGUCUUUGUGACUGCAGGCAUGCUGGGGUUUUUUAUGACGGGAUACCUUCCCCUGGGCUUUGAGUUUGCUGCAGAGUUGACAUACCCAGAAUCAGAAGGAACAUCAUCAGGGCUCCUUAAUGUCUCGGCACAGAUUUUUGGUAUUGCCUUCACCAUUGGCCAAGGGCAAAUCAUGGAUCACAUUGGGACAAAGGCAGGAAACCUAUUUCUUUGUGCCUUCCUGUUACUGGGAACCAUUAUGACAGCAUUCAUUAAGGCUGAUCUCCAAAGACAGCAGGCCAAUUUGGAUAACGAACAGACAAGACUCCAAGGCAGCAAUCAGAUCAUGGAUUAUGGGACUGUAGCCUGUAACCCUAACUCCAUCAAUUCCCAUUCCUGCUCACUAGCUCAUACACAAAGAUGUCAGUCUUGCCCCACAGUGAGAAAGUGAUGCCAGAAGCCUGCACUGAUGCCAUAGUCCUUGAGGAAUCAAAGCUGUGAAUGGAGGGGUGGCUCCAUUCAGGGGAAUGCAGUCCCCCUCAUUCCCAUCUUUGCUACCAAACCCAUCCUCCUGUUACAUGC